UCUGUCUCUCUCAUGUACCCUGGUCACGUGAUGCCAAGAGCGAGAGGCAGUUGUUACCAUAAUCUUGCGAUUCAAUUAUGGAUGAUGAAAGUGAUGUUUUGAUCGAAGAAGAUUAUUACUCGUUUUUAAAUAUACCAAGAGAUGCUACGAACGAGCAGAUCAACAAUGCCUACCGUCACCUCAGUCGCAUGUACCAUCCCGACAAGCAUGUGGAUCCGGAGAGGAAGAAGGAAGCAGAAAUUCUUUUCAACAAGACUAAGAAGGCAUACGAAGUCCUGAGCGACCCCCACCAGCGGGCUAUCUACGACACGCUGGGCACUCGGGGGCUGAAGGCCGACGGCUGGGAGAUCGUGCAGAGGACCAAGACGCCACAGGAGAUCCGGGAGGAGUACGAGAGGCUUGCCAGGGAGCGCGAGGAACGUCGGCUGCAACAGCGCACCAACCCUAAAGGCAAUGUCACGGUCCACAUCAACGCGACUGAUCUCUUCAGCAGAUACGAGGACGAUCUGGAGUAUGAGAAUAUAGAGCCAGGAUGGUUCCCCAUGGUGGAGGUGUCGGGGAUGAGCUUCUCACAGUCGACCGAGGCGCCGAUCACACUGCGGGACACGGUGACGCUGUCGGGGCAGCUGGCGAUGCACAAUGGCACGGGGCAAGGCACGGUGGGCGCGACGUGCCGCCACCUGCUGUCCGACAGGGGCUGGGUGGAGACGGAGGUCAGCAUCGGGGGAGGACCGAUGCUGUCGCUGCGGACGUUCCGGACGCUGAGCAAACGGACGUUCGCGAAUGCCGGCAUGACCUUUCAGUCUACACCGCACGGCCUGAGGCCGGGCUUGGUCUUGACCCUCGCGACGCAGCUGGACCGGCACACCGUGGGCUACCUGACAUGGCGAGUGGGCCCGCAGUCGGCCAUGUCGACGACGGUGGUGCGCGACACGCCCGAGUCGCACGCCUCGUGCACGCUGCAGUUCGGUGUGCCGCACUCGUACCUGGGUGCCAGCUACAGCCGCAAGAUGGAGGAGCGCGAGAUGAAGCUGAGGGCCGCUGCCAGGGCCGGCACGUUCGGGGCUCUGGUGGAGGUGGGCUGCGAGAAGAAGGUGUCGGAGCACAGCAGCGUGUCGGCUGCCGUCACCGUCGGGCUGCCCGUCGGCGUCUCUCUCAAGCUCAAGCUGGGCCGCGGUUCGCAGACGUACGUCAUGCCCAUACACCUGUGCGAGGAGGUGCUGCCAGCGCCCAUCUUCUACGCCACCGUCACACCGAUCGUCAUCUGGGCAGUCGUCAAGAAGCUGGUCGUCGACCCGAUCGCACGGGGUGCCGCCCAGCGGGAGAAGGAGCGCCAACGGGAGGCGAACAAGGCCAGAAUGGCAGAAACGAGACGAGAGGCACAGGCUGCCGUCGAGCUGAUGAGGGCCACGUUCGCACGUGUCCGCGCGGACGAGGAAGCCCGCCGGGGGCUGGUGGUGGUACGUGCCCUGUACGGCCGCCUGAUGCCCACCACUGCUGGCGCCUCGACCUCGGGGGGCGGCGCAGCGGUAUCCGACGUCGAAGAUGACGUGGGAUCCCCGGACGAGGUGAUCGACGUGACGGUGCCUCUGCAGUGCCUCGUCCGCGACUCUCAACUCGUGUUGCACGAGUCCUCCAAGAGUCAGCUGCCCGGAUUCUACGAUCCGUGCCUGGGGGAGGAGAAGGCCCUGCGUGUGCAGUACACGUACCACGGGCUGCUGCACGAGGUUACUGUCGGGGAUACUGAGUCUAUCCGACUGCCCAAGCAAGCCCACCGCCUCAACCCGACCACCUGACGGCGGUCCCCGUCGUAGUGCCCGUAGUGCGGCGCGCCGGCAGCUCAGCGGCCCGGCCCGGGGGAGUGCGGCUGCAGCUGCGGGUGCCGACCGUACUCAGGGUGCCGCUCUCCACCUGGCGGGCGCCUGCCUCCGCGCCAGUUUUGCAGACCUCUCGUACUGCGUAGUCUGCCGCAGCUCGUCUCGAGCUCAUUGUAAAUAAGGGAACCUCUCCCGCACUGUCAUUCUGAUAGCGGUUUCGAAAUAAAUAAAAAGUGAAUGUUUAUUUUCUGUGA
This is a messenger RNA of Schistocerca piceifrons (Central American locust), 2071 nucleotides long. Its product is annotated as dnaJ homolog subfamily C member 11. The transcript is spliced from 12 exons. Bases 78 to 1796 code for a protein of 572 amino acids. Gene Ontology annotation, biological process: cristae formation. NCBI's taxonomy places the organism in Eukaryota, Metazoa, Arthropoda, Insecta, Orthoptera, Acrididae. The record is from RefSeq and is a predicted model, not a curated record.